AUGGCUGGAAAUAAUUCUACUGAGCAACAUUCUAAAAAACAGAAUCAAACUUGCUGUCAUCCAAUCAGUAUAGUAACUGAUGAAUUUACAAAUUAUUUAGAAAAAACUGGAGUUAUUGCUAAAGUAACUGCUGUGUUAAAGUUGUUGUACGAAAUGAAUGAAAAACCGGUUGACCCUCUCGAAUUUAUACGUAUGAAUAUGACUGAAGUUGUCCCAGAAAAGGUAGAGUUAACAAAGUUAGAAGAAGAGUAUGAUGACGUGAUGCAACAGAUUGCCAUACUUCAACAAGAGAACAUGAGCAUGAUGAACAAAUUAAAGGAAUUAGAAAGAAAUGAAACGAAUUCCGAAGAAAAUAGUGUAAUUAUUGAUUUAAGUAAUGAUAUGAAUAGUCACGAAAAUGCUUAA
Messenger RNA from Rhopalosiphum maidis (corn leaf aphid), 405 nucleotides. RefSeq names its product c-Myc-binding protein homolog. The record is from RefSeq and is a predicted model, not a curated record. NCBI's taxonomy places the organism in Eukaryota, Metazoa, Arthropoda, Insecta, Hemiptera, Aphididae. The coding region runs from base 1 to 405 and encodes 134 amino acids. Gene Ontology annotation, cellular component: nucleus. Gene Ontology annotation, biological process: regulation of DNA-templated transcription. Gene Ontology annotation, molecular function: transcription coactivator activity. The transcript has 3 exons.